CGAUGAACAUUCAUCAUGAUGAUGAUGACCGCCCGUUGAAGAAGAGGCGUUUCUUUGCGGAUGACGAAGAUCUCCUCACUCCCCAGCCAUCCACUGAUUCUGUCACAGCAAGUCUCCACACGCCCGCUUCCUCGUCCCUGACCGAUCGAGGGGCCCAGCUACAGCCUACACGAUCUGAAAACGGCCCGGAAAUUAUAGAGGUGCCCUUGCCGGAUAGUUCCUCGCGGGUCGAGGGUCAUACCGUGCCGCAGGUCGAGCAAGAGGCUGUGCAGGGGGAACACAAUGCGAUUUCGAGGAGGACAGAGGAUGCCUUACUACGGGUGGACUUUGAUGGUUUCGACAUUUCAACAUUUACUAGUAUUAUAGGGGAACGUCUCUCGGCGGAUUCGAUACAAAAUAUUCGAAAUGCGGCUGGCGACGACCUUGAACGGGCGGUCAACAUCUAUUUCGAUGGCUCUUGGAAGAAAUCCCCAGCUCCUCGUGCUCAGAACCAAACCACUCUCACGGCUCGCCAACGCCCGCUUUCUGCACAGCCCCAAAGGACCUCCACACCCCUAUCAGCAUCCUCUCACCCACGCACCCAGACUCCGACGCCUGACAAGGCCACAACUCGCCCUGCGGCCCAGCCUCCAUUAAGAUACAUAGGUGCAUUUGGUGUUGGAGCCUGGGCUACAAGGAGUGGAUCUGGAUUUCUCAGACAUGGGGAUCUUGUAAAUAUUGAGCGCACACGGUCUCAGCCGCUCUCGAAGCGGAACCGCGCCGGGAAGCUCGUUUCAAACCAGAAAAGUGAUUUUCUCACCCGUUUUACCACUAAAUCGGGCCAGGAAAUAGGAAGAUUGCCCCGGGAAAUAGCUGAAUGGGUCUCAACCCUGCUGGAUCAAAGGGUGUGUACAUUUGAAGGUGUAUGCGUAUACGUGCCGGACCGGGUCCGGGUGAAUGACACCAUCUAUCUGCAGCUGCGAUGCUACUUGCGCAUCGAGGCCUUCCAGCCACGGAUCUUCAGUCAAUCGAUGGACGACAAUAGGUCCGUUGCAUUUUUCGAAGAGAAAGAAAGUGCGGAUGAAAAGGCGCUGCGGCUCCGCCAGGUGGCCUUGGUGAAGCUAUUUGAUGAAAUCCAUCUCCAACCGACGUCCACCAAUGAUAUGACGAGGAACCACAAGAAAGAGGGAUUGCUUCGUGCGGCGGAGAUGGCUGAACAACAUGAGCGAGUAAAGAAAGAGAACCAAGCAAACGACGACUCCUCGGAGGAGGAUAGCCCAGAGCUUGAAGAGGACCAGCUUGAUACCCUGUAUAAGAAAGCUCAGUCGUUCGAUUUUAGCAUGCCUGAAGCAGAGCCUGCCUCGUCAUUUACCAUGCAUCUUCGAAAGUACCAGAGGCAGGCACUGUAUUGGAUGCUUGCAAAGGAAAAGGAUAAUAGGUCUGCAAGGGAGACGUCGCUCCAUCCCUUAUGGGAGGAGUACAGCUGGCCGUCCAGAGAUGUCGACGACAAAGAACUCCCGGCUGUGGAUGGCAUUGACCACUUCUACGUCAACCCUUACUCUGGCGAGCUUAGCCUUGACUUUCCUGUUCAAGAACAGCAUUGCCUUGGGGGUAUCCUCGCAGACGAAAUGGGCUUGGGUAAGACAAUUGAGAUGCUCAGUCUGGUCCACUCGCAUCGCAUUACGCCCCAGAAGCCCAGUAAUCUUGUGAGGUUGCCCCAGUCGGCUUCCGGGGUCGUACCUGCACCAUAUAGCACACUUGUGAUUGCACCCACAUCCCUCCUCUCGCAGUGGGAAAGUGAGGCGCUAAAGGCUUCGCAGCCGGGAACAAUGAACGUCCUCAUGUAUUACGGGGCAGAUACAAAAAUAAACCUCAGGGAUCUCUGUGCUUCUGGCAAUGCCGCUGCCCCUAAUCUGAUUAUAACCAGCUAUGGCGUUGUUCUCUCGGAAUAUCGUCAGUACAUGUCCGCGCUGCUCUCGUCUAUGAGCUCUGGUGGCCUAUUUUCCGUAGACUUCUUCCGAGUCAUCGUCGAUGAAGCUCACGUGAUCAAGAAUCGUCUGUCAAAGACAGCCAAAGCGUGUUAUGAGCUCAAAGCAACCCAUCGAUGGGUACUCACAGGAACUCCUAUUGUCAAUCGACUGGAGGACUUGUUCAGCCUUGUGAGAUUCCUCAAGGUUGAGCCAUGGAACAACUUUUCGUUCUGGAAGACGUUCAUAACAGUUCCUUUCGAAUCCAAGGAUUAUGUUCGAGCUCUGAAUGUCGUGCAAACCGUGCUAGAGCCGUUGGUUCUCCGACGUACCAAGACAAUGAAGACACCCGAGGGUGAACCUUUAGUGCCUCUACCGCGUCGCACCAUUACAAUAGAACAAGUCGAACUUCCAGACCAGGAACGGCAGAUUUAUGAUCUUAUCUAUACUCGGGCAAAGCAGACGUUCAAUCACAAUGUCGAAGCUGGCACUUUGUUGAAGUCCUAUUCAACAAUCUUCGCACAGAUUCUCCGUCUUCGCCAGACUUGCUGUCACCCUAUCCUCACUCGUAACAAAGCGAUAGUUGCAGACGAGGAAGAUGCAGCAGCCGCUGCUGACGCAACCAACGACCUUAAGGACGACAUGGAUCUCCAAGAACUCAUUGACCGCUUCAAGGCAUCUACCGAAGCAGCUGAAUCCAACGAGCCUCAAGAUUCAUCUGCCAAAUUUACCACCCAUGCACUGAAACAAAUCCAAAACGAUGCCAGCGGCGAAUGUCCCAUUUGCUCGGAAGAGCCCAUGAUUGACCCUGCAGUCACAGCCUGCUGGCACAGUGCAUGCAAGAAAUGUCUGGAGAACUACAUCCGCCAUCAAACCGACAAGGGCAUGGACCCUCGGUGUUUUUCAUGCCGAGCACCCACCACGUCGCGAGACAUCUUCGAAGUGGUUCGUCAUGAAACCCCGAACGCCACUCCGGAGGACGAUAUAUAUAGCAGUACUCCUAUCCCCUCUCAAGCACCUCCCCGAAUCACACUCCGCCGCAUUCACCCGCUUUCGCCGUCUGCCCAUACAUCUGCCAAAGUACAUGCCCUUCUCGCUCACCUUACACGUGUCCCGGCCAAUACCAAAUCUGUUGUCUUUUCCCAAUUCACCAGCUUCCUUGACCUCAUUUCACCGCAACUCACGCGUGCGGGCAUCAAUCACGUCCGUCUGGACGGUACCAUGCCACACAAAGCCCGCGCCGAAACCCUGGCCCAAUUCAACCGAGCUGAAACCUUCGCCGACCAAACCGAAAUUGACAACGAUGUCGAAGCCAACGAUUCAGCCCAGCUUCCUCUCUCCAAGGCAAAGCAUAGACAUGCGACCGCCCCGGCCCCUCCCACGGUUCUUCUUAUCAGUCUCCGCGCUGGAGGUGUGGGCCUGAAUCUCACGGCAGCUAGCAACGUCUUCAUGAUGGAUCCUUGGUGGAGUUUUGCGAUCGAGGCGCAGGCCAUCGAUCGGGUUCAUCGCAUGGGUCAGACACGGGAUGUGCAAGUGACCCGUUUCGUGGUGAAGGACUCUAUCGAGGGACGGAUGUUGAGGGUCCAGGAACGGAAGAUGAACAUUGCAGGGUCUUUAGGGCUGAGGGUUGGUGGGGACGGCUCUGAGGAUGAUAAGAAGAAGGAGAGAAUUGAGGAAUUGAGGUUGUUGUUCGAAUAGUUUCCAUCUUGAGAGAUAGGGAUGGGGCCAUUUGGCGCACAUGUUAUGAUACCAAUUUAGAGAUAUAUUUCGG
Molecule: messenger RNA, 3717 nt
Organism: Aspergillus costaricaensis CBS 115574
Lineage: Eukaryota; Fungi; Ascomycota; Eurotiomycetes; Eurotiales; Aspergillaceae
Product: DEAD/DEAH box helicase
Exons: 1
Molecular function (GO): ATP-dependent chromatin remodeler activity; hydrolase activity, acting on acid anhydrides, in phosphorus-containing anhydrides; nucleic acid binding
Source: RefSeq, a predicted model, not a curated record